GAUAAGUAUGGUCCUGACGGUGGUCGGGGUGCUGGCGCUGGCCGACAAGCCCCCGACGGGCCCGGAGGUCCACCACAUCACGGGCCAAGAAGGCUUCGACUCCUUUGGCAAGACCGUGGCCGGCACGCCCAUCUACGGAGGCGUAAAUCACGAUAUCGGCGUCGCCAGCCACCCCGUCAGCUAUGGCCACGCCCCCUCCCACGGCUAUGCCGCCCCUCCCCCCUCCCACGGCUACGGCGCCCCUCCCCCCUCCCACGGCUAUGGUGCCCCUCCCCCCUCCCACGGCUACGGCGCCCCUCCCCCCGUCCAGACCGUGUACAUCGCCUACGAGCCGCCCCAGCCUGCCCCUCAGUACCACGUCAAGGUCAAGUCUAAUCCUCUGAAGGAAUUGGACAAGAAGAUCAAGGAUUACGCUUCCAAGUUCACCAAGUUCAUGUCAGACUACAUGGACCUUAACACCUACUCAGAGGAGUCCUACGAGCCUGUGUACGUAGCCCCCGCCCAGUCCUACGGUCCGCCACCCACCUCCUACGGUGCUCCCCCUACGUCCUACGGCCCUCCCUCUCACUCCUACGGCACCUACGAGGCUUACGAGGCUCUCCCUAUCUACGAGGAGGAGGAGGAGUCCUUAGGGAAGAAGAUCGCCAAGGGCUUCGAGAACGCGAAGAAGACGAUGGCCAAGUGGGAGGAGAAGGCGAGGAAGAAGGUUAAGGAAUUCUUCAGCUACGACGAAGAGCCAGAGGAAGUCUACUACGAAUACGCCCCCGCCCCUGUCUACCACGCCCCCGCCCCCUCGUACCACGCCCCCGAGCCCGUUUACCACGCCCCGCCCCCCACCCACUACGGUGCUCCCUCCGUGGGCGGCGGCGGAAAGGGCAAGGGCGGCGGCAAGGGCUUCGGAGGCGGUCUCUUCGGCGGCGGCUUCGGUGGCGGCUUCGGCGGCGGUCUCAAGGGCGGCCUCGGCGGUGGGUUCAAGGGUGGCUCAAAGGGCGGCAAGGGCGGCAAGGGCGGCGGACACUCCAUUGGAGGCGGUGGAUACCAAGCCCCCAUCAUUCAGCCCACCUACGGCGCCCCUCCCCCCACCUCCUACGGCCCCCCACCACAGCCCCCCUCAAGCUCCUACGGCGCCCCUGUCGACCACCACGUCCCUUCAGGACACCACGCCCCCAUAGCACACCACGGCCCCGUCGUGCCCGAUCACGGCUCCUCCUCCUACGCCUCUUAAGCGCAGGAUCCCCCAACCCUUUCCCCUUUCCUUCUCCCCCCCACCCCGCCCCCUACCCCCUACGCAAACGGCCCCGCUCAUGUGCUCUGUGUCUUCCUCUCGCCUCCUCCUUCAGACAGGAAAACCGCUUGAACUGCGUCUCUCCCCAGGAGACGACGAUGAGCCUCUUCCACUGCAUGGUUGUGAUAGUCCAAAUUGCUCUCUACUUCUUUACUGACUCCGAGCUGCGUGGGAGCGCCUCUGCCUGUAAUUCCCUUCUGUCUUCUUUUCCUUUCUUUUCCUUCUCUUUCUCUUGUUUUCCCCUUCUUUCUCUUCCUCCGUUAACUCCACAUUUCCUUUCUCUUAUUCCUCUCUCUCUUUCCUCUUCCUCCUCUUCCUCAAAGAAAAACGGAGGACUUUUACUAGCUUGGACUAAGGUACAGCGAAUAUUUCUCUCGUACAAACAAUAGAUGUCAAAAUUUAAAAAGAAAAGAAACAAUGAUUCAUAUACCACUGCCAGAAUACAGUAGUAUAUCCUUUCAUCUCCAAAAAAAGAUCGUGUCUUCCGUUUUCUUUAGCCUCACAGUUCCCCCUCGGUGUGCCUGUUUGAUUACAAAUAUUUUCUAGAAUAGAUAUGUUUUAGGUUAUUUUCAUAAGCAUAUUAGAGCUGCGCUAAUGUUUCUUUUUAUCUUGCUAGUCAAGAUUUAACAUACUAUAUUAGUUAAAAUUUGCAAAAAAAAAGAAAAGAAAAAAAUGUUAUCAUUACUAACCUAGUAUUUUUUGUUAUAUUUUCAUAUAUUUAUAAGAGAGGAAUCUUUAAAUGAUAAUCUCUACCAGAGUUAAGUUGCAACAGUUAAUUUAUCACAAGAAUUCGCUUGUAGUACCGUGGGAACUUUUAUGGAAAUAAGCAUAAAAGUUUGAUCUUUAACCUGAGCCAAACCACGUACUAUAAAUGAUGACUUUAUGUGUAUGCUUGGUACUUUAUAGUUUAUUACCUGUAAAAAAUGAAAUUUCCGUUUUUAUUUGUAUCUAUCUAUCUAUAUAUGUAUAUGUAUAUCUUUUCCCCUUAGUUAUUUCCACUCUCAACUGUUCACUGAAAGUUCAAAAAAGAAAAUAAAACCUUCAGCUAAGAUGGCGUUGGUUGUGGGCAAAGAGGCACAGCUUAUUUUCACCAUUCAGGGAUUUAAUUAAAAGUUUUUCUUUGAUUUCUUUUUUAACUUUCUUCUUGUUUGCCAUUGUUUUCUUUUUCCCAAUUCUGUUUCUUUUCGUUUAUUAUAAAAGUAAGUCACAAGUGACAAACUUCACAGUAUUAGUGCAGCUGGCGCCUUUGUUCACUUCCUGUGUUUGUUCGUUUGUUUGUUUUUAUUUUGUUUUUCUUAUUAUUUUAUUCUACUUUCACUAUGUACAGCAAAUGUUAAUAUGUGUGUCUUUUUUGCAUCCACACUUAUCUGUGUGUGUAAAUUUAAUCAUGUGUAUAUGUGACAUAUACAUAUGUAUACACAAAUUCUGUGCAUGCAUAUAUACAUGCAUAUAUACACUGAUAUGUACCCAUUCUAUUCUGUAGUGAUAUACAUAUUAUCAUAUACAUGCAUAUGAAAUAUAUAUAUA
This is a messenger RNA of Penaeus indicus, 2812 nucleotides long. RefSeq lists its product as uncharacterized. Bases 8 to 1225 code for a protein of 405 amino acids. The record is from RefSeq and is a predicted model, not a curated record. NCBI's taxonomy places the organism in Eukaryota, Metazoa, Arthropoda, Malacostraca, Decapoda, Penaeidae. The transcript is spliced from 3 exons.